UGUGGACUACGUCACAACUCCGCCCCAUUCUCCUCACUUCCGGGUUCUUACUUCCGUCCUGACUCUUUAGCGGCAGUGGUAAUAACGUUGGAUUAUUUUAAAGUUAAAUCUUCCGAGAUGGAGUUCGAGCCGGAGACGCUGCAGUGGCCUGGAACUAGCCCUCCGUGAAAGUCCGGUCCCACCGAAUUAUGACUGAGAAUGUGCGCGUGUGAGUGAGUUUGGCUGUGUCGCGAGCGGGCUAACGGAUGUUAGCUGCUGCUGCUAACUGUUAGCGGUUAGAGUUUGAAUCGUUGAAGUUUGGACUGACACAGAAGAACAGUAGGAAGGAGGGAGGAAAAGACACCAAGAGACAAACAGAGAGAAGGAGGUUGGAUAGGAAGAAGACGCGGACAGGAUGGAGAACAAGGACAAAGUCCAGAUGAGGAACCAUCCCCGCAGACAGCUGAAGAAGCUGAGUGAAGACAAUCUCACCAGACAGCCUGAGGAGGUCUUUGAUGUUCUGGAGAAACUGGGUGAAGGAUCCUAUGGCAGCGUUUUUAAGGCAAACUACAAAGAGACGGGAGAGAUUGUAGCAAUCAAACAGGUUCCUGUGGAGUCAGAUCUUCAGGAGAUCAUCAAGGAGAUCUCCAUCAUGCAGCAGUGUAACAGUCCUCAUGUGGUCAGGUACUACGGCAGCUACUUCAAAAACAGCGACCUGUGGAUUGUCAUGGAAUACUGUGGAGCCGGAUCGGUGUCUGACAUCAUCAGGAUACGCAACAAGACGCUGACAGAGGAGGAGAUCGCCGCCAUCGUACAAUCCACCCUGAAGGGUCUGGAGUAUCUUCACUUCAUGAGAAAAAUCCACAGAGACAUCAAAGCGGGAAAUAUCUUGUUGAACGCUGAGGGUCAGGCCAAACUGGCCGACUUCGGUGUCGCGGGACAGCUAACGGACACCAUGGCCAAGAGAAACACAGUGAUUGGAACACCGUUCUGGAUGGCUCCAGAGGUCAUCCAAGAGAUUGGAUACAACUGCGUGGCUGAUAUUUGGUCUCUGGGAAUUACGGCUAUUGAGAUGGCCGAGGGCAAGCCCCCCUACGCAGACAUUCAUCCAAUGAGGGCCAUCUUCAUGAUUCCCACAAACCCUCCACCCACAUUUCGAAAUCCCAAUCUAUGGUCCCCGGCGUUCCGGGACUUUGUGGAACAGUGUUUGGUGAAAAACCCAGAAAAAAGAGCGACUGCCACACAGCUGUUACAGCAUCCAUUCAUCAAAUCAGCCAAACCCAGCUCCAUCCUCCGAUCGUUGAUCACAGACGCCAUGGAGAUCAAAUUGAAGAGACAGGAGGAGGCAGAGCAACGGGAACAGGACGCAGACGAUGACGAGGACAACUCGGACGAAGACGAAGUGGACCAGGGAACAAUGGUGAGGGCCGGGACAGGAGACUCUGGAACCAUCCUGGUAACGGGCUCACUGAGUGGAACAGCUCGCACCAUGAUCGGACCCGAGGACACCGGAACCAUGCAGUCUCAGCUUGGGACGAUGGUCAUUAACUCUGAUGAGGAGGACCAGGAGGAGGAUGGAACCAUGAAGAGACGAGAUGAGACCAUGCAGCCCGCCAAACCGUCUUUCCUGGAGUACUUCGAACAGAAGGAGAAGGAGGCCAACAGUCGGAAUGAUGAGGGAGGAGGAGGAGGAGGAGGAGGAGGAGGAGACAACAACGCCCUCAACAGGAGGUUGCCUGCUGAUGGAGAUCUGGAGGUGAUUAGCACGUGGUCUGUGGAGGAGCUAAGGCUCAGACUGGCCUCUCUAGACCCCCAGAUGGAGCAGGAGAUUGAGGAGAUUCGCCAGAGGUACCAGGCCAAGAGGCAGCCCAUCGUGGAUGCCAUCGAGGCCAAGAAACGACAGCAGCAGCAGCAGAACUUCUGAGGGGCUGCUUAGAGAUCCUUAAAUCCAGAACUUUUGAGGAUUUUUUUUUUGUAAUCCUGCUCCAGAGCAGAUUUUGUAACCAGUUCUCUGACUGGGGUUUUUCAGAUCAGGGGAAGUUUCAGAGGAAACGGUUUAUUGAAAAAGAAAGGGUUAGUUGGGAGCUCAACAGAUUCUGGUCAGUCCCAGUUUUUUUUUUUUUUUUUUUUUUAAUCUGGAUUUCCGAGACAAAAAAAGGUCUUUAAAUGUUUCAGUUUUCCUCUUCUACUAGUAAUAUUCUUCAACACUGAUGUUUGCUGGACUGUCCCGCACCGUCUUAACGUUUCAGCCUACGUUUCCAGCACCUCUUAAGGUGACAUCCGUGUUUCAAGAAACACAUUUUUUUCUUGGUAUAAGUGUCUGUCUGUGUUCCAACAAAAGUUCCACAAUUCCUCCAGGUAUCACUGGGUGUUACACAACUUCUGGUUCCUGUGGUGCAAGCACUUCUGACCUAGAUAUUUGAAAUCGGAAAUCAAAGGACUUAAUCAUUCUGGACCAGACAUUAGGAUUUAUGAACUAAAGACCCCAGACAAGGGGUCUGGGGUCUGGGUUUUUGGACUGAUGAGAUGAUAGACUAGUCUGGAGUCUAACCUAGAAACAGUCUUGGAAUAAAGACCAGAAGACUUGGUUACCUUGAAUUUGAGACUAGGAAAAAUCUGAAACUGCUUUGAAGUAGAAAAGGUCUAAUGGUUUAAUUUAUUCCUUGUUUCUAAGGAUGUUAUGGUUGAUGGUACAAUUUAUAGUUCCUGGUACGAGUGGGGAAAAAGUGUUAUUUGUACGUUGGUACUGAUCAGCGGAGAACUGAUGCUACUGGUUUUUGAUCCCUUUGACAAGUCUUUGCUGCUGUUGUUUUGACUUUGCUUCACUUCACAAGUUGAAAAGUUUCUAUUCUGGACUGAAUCGGUUUGACUGCUUCAUAUCUUUCCUUCAUUACAUUCCUCCUCUGAGUUGCUUUGAUGCUUCACACAAGGUGAAGUUCACCUCUGCAGUUCUACAGAGGAGCUGUUGCUGCAGCUGAGUCUCUCAGGUCAGAAAAAAAAAAAAAACUCAGGUCUGUAAAUAUGGGUGCUUCGGAGAAUUAUUCCUAAUCUGAUCAAUCAUCUCAAUAAAGGUACAUUUCAGGAUUUAAGAAGUUGAUUUGUAUGAGGUAAAAAAAAAAUAAAAGGCUCUAACGUCCAAGAGAAAUAUAGCGAUGACUAAAUCAUGCCUUAGAGAAUCGUUGGUCCAUUGCUGCCUCCGUUACAAAUGUUCAAAUGUGUUUGUGACUACGCUGUUUGAAAUUCUUUUUUGAAAUUGGAUUUACCUCAAUGGCACAAACUGAACACAGGAGGCAGCAUUGGACCAGCAGCUACUUUGUUUGCUAGCUGACAUUAUCUCUGUGUUCUUUGGUCUGUGAGCUAAAAUCACUGAUUUUCUCUAUGGACUUUGGUCUGAGCUAAAAUCACUGAUUUUCUCACAUUUAAGUUUUUUUUCCAAGGUUUUAGACUUGUAUCUUUUUUUUUUACCUUGUUCAAUCAAAUUAUCUUUUAUAAACCUGUACAGAUAAGGGAAUGCUGUAUUUUUUUGGAUAUAUAUUUUAAAAGUACACAAGCAAUUACCCAAUUACCCACAAGUCCUGUUCUUACUUCCUGUUUCCUGUGGUCCACAGUGAAUAAAGACUGCUUCACAAAGGGCUAGACUGCAGCCCACGUAGUUGGAUGUAAAUUGGGUGAGACGUUUUUGCAGCCACUCACACAGUUUAUCUGGUUUCUUUUUUUCCCGUAAUGGUACUUGAAUAUGUAACGGUUUUGUGUGCAGCCAAUAGGAGGCGCCUCCUCAGGUCAUAGGUUGUUUGACUCAGCCUAGUUUUAACAUAAACACCAGGGCCAGUUCUCGUUAGUCCUACUGUUUUUUUUACAUGGUCACUUUUGUAGAGCAGUUAUUUUUGUUUAUUUUGGUUGCUGUGCGCACAAAGCUGUUUGUUCUUGUGUUUCUUCUGAGCUGAAACUUUUUUUUUUUUUUGAUAAGUCCUGUCUCUGGUGCCUGCUGUUUUUAGGAAUGUGAAUUGAUGCAUUUUAUGUUUCAUUUCAUUCUUUGGUUUGGUUUGUUAAAUUCAUAAAAUGAAAAUAAAGAUCAGGAGAGAGAAAAAAAA
Cynoglossus semilaevis (tongue sole) is the source of this 4070-nucleotide messenger RNA. Its product is annotated as serine/threonine-protein kinase 4-like. Gene Ontology annotation, molecular function: protein serine/threonine kinase activity; ATP binding. Bases 395 to 1903 code for a protein of 502 amino acids. NCBI's taxonomy places the organism in Eukaryota, Metazoa, Chordata, Actinopteri, Pleuronectiformes, Cynoglossidae. Gene Ontology annotation, biological process: protein phosphorylation; protein tetramerization; signal transduction. Gene Ontology annotation, cellular component: cytoplasm. The transcript has 11 exons. The record is from RefSeq and is a predicted model, not a curated record.